Molecule: messenger RNA, 2741 nt
Organism: Chelonus insularis
Lineage: Eukaryota; Metazoa; Arthropoda; Insecta; Hymenoptera; Braconidae
Product: coiled-coil domain-containing protein 112-like
Exons: 6
Coding region: 874-2409 (511 amino acids)
Source: RefSeq, a predicted model, not a curated record
UACAUAUUCAAAAUUGUAUAAAACAUGAUUUAGAGAUUAAAAGAAGUCUUGAUAGAUCUUUUUUACUUUGCAUCAAGAAAAAAAUUACGAGUUUAACUCUAAAGUAGAGACUAGUUAUUUAAUUUUUUUUUUUAAAUUAAAAUAUUCAAAUUUAGUCAUAGCUAACUAUUUUGAAUAUACAGUUUUGUUAUAAACUUUUUCUGGCCGAGUUUUUAUCAGUUACAGGUUAACAUGGGCACGCUUGUAAUGCGUGCCCGAUUUCCAAGGCAUUAGGAGAGACGUAUACAAAAGAAAGGCAUAAAGAAAGCUAUCAAUCAUGAGGAAUCAACAUAGAUUAUUUAACAACAUCCAGACAACAGUUGGAUUUGCUGAAACUCUAUAAAUUCUGUCUACAUCAUUCAACAGAUGCUGGGGAACUACAUUCAGUAAUUAUGAAUGAAACGAUGUAUAAAUCAAGUUCAAUUAAGGAUUGACGUCGUGGGUGUUUAUUCUGCAAUGAUAACAAUCCCAAAAUUUAUGUACCAAUUUUAUCUGUAAGAAACAUGAUGUUAAACUUGAUAAAUAUUAGAAAUCAAUAAACGUAAAAGAAUGAAAUAAAACUUAGAAUAAUGUAGUCAAUAAAUUUUAAUCUUGAGAAGAUGAACUAGAUCAAUCUAGGAUAAAUAGAUGCGAUAAUAGUCAAUGCUUCAUAAGUGAUAUCACUGUGUGUUGCUUGAACACCUGUCGAAAAUUAAUAUGACCAAAAGAAGGGGGAGACUAACCCAUUUCUAUGGAAACGCCAUGCUCGAAAACAUAAUUAUCAUUUGUACGUUUCAUGUAGUAGUUAUUUAAAUACGUUACAGCGAACUGGUUGAAACAAUUUAUAAAAAUAUUAUGGGUAUAAGUGAGAGAAUAUCUUAUGUAAGAAAUUUUAUAAAAUUGAAACAACAAGAAGAAAUUAUUGAAAAAGGUAAUGAAUUAUUUAUGAAUAAUCUAAAAAUUAAUCCGAGUAUUCUAAAGAAUUUAAAAGAAGAGUAUGAUUUGUGUUCUAAAGAAAGAAAUGAGAUACUAGAUCAACUACGUGGAAAAAUUUCUGAGUAUAAUUUAGAAUUUAAUAAAAUUCAAGAAAUUGUAGAUAAAUUUCACGAUGGCAAAGUUAUUGAUAUUAAUAGUUGCAAAACGAAAAUGGUUAAUUUCUUAGAAAAAUUAGACAAUUUUGAAGUAACUGAAGAAUUGGAGAAGUUAGAAAAAGAGCAAAAAGAACUUGAGGAUUUUUAUUAUGAAUUUAAAGCAAAUAUUGCAAAAAUAGAAGCUCAAAAACAGCUAAGAAUUAGAGAAUCCUUCGUAUCAUCUAGCAGAUGUUCAGCAAUAAAAAAAGAUUGUAAGCGUGAUACUACAAAAUAUGAAGAAAUUAAAGAUUUUGAAUCAUUAGUAUUUCAAACAGGUCAUACACAAAAUUGGAAAGAUGAAGAUCAUAGAUUAUUCAUAAAAAUUAGAAAUAAAUACCAUAAUAUUUCAGAGAUAGUUACAGAGUUUCAGAAAAAAUGUCCUGAUAUAUCAGUGGAACAAAUAGUUAAUCAUGAGGCGUGGUAUAAAAUUUAUUUAAAUUUGCGUGAAAAACAACGUUCUUUAGUGAAAGAAUGGCGUAUGAAGAAAGAGUUAGAAAAAAAAGAAAAACUUGAGGCUAUAAAAAAUACUGAAAAUAAAACUGGCUCCGAAAAAGCGGACACAAAAUGUGAGAUAAAAAAUAAUGAGAUUAAAUUUAAUUCUAAAAUAAAUGAAUCAACAAAAAUAUUUAGGUCUUGCGAAAAUACGAACGACUCUUUAGAUAAAAAAGAAUUGAUUAGACAGUGGAAAAUCUAUAAAGAGAAUAUGAAAAAAACAGAUGAAGAACAAAUGAAACGACAAAAGGAAACAGAACGUUUGAAAAAAGAGAAAAAAUUUCAUAUGAGAACAUUAAAAAUUAAAGAAGCAGUUCGUGAAUAUAAACAACAAAAAAUGAAAAAAAUAUCAGAACUAGCACUUUCUAAACAUAAUCAAAAUGAACAGACAAUAAAGACACCAAAAAUUAUUAAUAAUUUUAGAAAACGAGAUAAAAUAUUUAUUAAAAAAAGAUUAAAUUUAUUACAUUCAAAAAAUAACAGAAUUUUAAAAAAACAAUGGAAUAAUUUUGAUAACAAAUAUAUAAAAAAAUCAAAUACUCGUCGAUUAUCAGAUAAAUCGAGUUUAAUGAAACCAACUAUUAUAUGGAGUCAAAAAUGUAGACCAGAGUUUUCAGAAGACACGGGUCCUAAACCCGUAUUAUAUAUAAAAAAUAUUCCAAAAUCGUAUGUAAUAAAACUAAAUAAUACUGAUUCUGACAGACUAAUUAUUCAAAAAAUUUCUUAUAGAUCAAAUAAUUGGAGAAAUCAAGAUUCACUCACUUACUGAUUGAUGAUCAAUAUCACGUCGUCAAAUUAAUUUUAAAAUUUAUACAAUUCAAUUGAUAUAGUUUGAUCACAGAUUUUGUUUCGUAUACCAAUCUGGCAGAAAAACGUUUUCUGAUGAUGGUGAUUCUGUUGUUAACACAAUAUCUUUAUACGGAAUCCUCUCAAAUUUAUAGAUUGUGUGAUCAUAAUCAUAAACCACAGUUUUUGCAACAUAUUCUAAAAAUGCAUCACAAAAGUUCAUUACUUUUGAAGCUUUCCAGUAGUGCUAGUUGAAAAGAUAAUAAUUUUAUUACACAGAAUUAAUCAAAUAAAGAAUUUUUUCAUAUCGAUAAA